Molecule: messenger RNA, 120 nt
Organism: Anisakis simplex (herring worm)
Lineage: Eukaryota; Metazoa; Nematoda; Chromadorea; Rhabditida; Anisakidae
Source: the annotation of a GenBank genome assembly
AUGAAACAAAUGCUCGAUGAAGUGGAUGAUAGUGGAAGAGCGGUUUGGUCGAAGAAACUGGACGAUUUGAUUAGUAGCGAUUGGUCGGAGAAGGAAGUUGUUGAAAAUGACAAUGCAUAA